This is a messenger RNA of Diversispora eburnea, 1206 nucleotides long. NCBI's taxonomy places the organism in Eukaryota, Fungi, Glomeromycota, Glomeromycetes, Diversisporales, Diversisporaceae. The record is from the annotation of a GenBank genome assembly.
AUGGUUACUAAUGAAAUAAUUCCCAAUAAAUUUAUGAUUUCUGUUGAUGGCAAAGAAUUAAAUAUUAUUACGGGUAUCCCUUACAAAAUUUCGAAUGAGAGACUUUAUAUUGAUGAUUGGGGUGGCAGACAUGGUUCAUCUCCUCGAACGACUGGUGAAAACCAUCCUCCAGAGCAUGAAUAUUAUUUCAGACAAGCGUUUGUUAUCAGGGGAACUUCAUGUACAGGAAGAUACAAAAUAAUUGUAAAUGGAAAUUUUGUGGAUAAUUGGGGAGGUGGUAGUGGAGCGGAUCUCUACCUGAGUUCAUACGAUAAUCCUCCAGAGCAUCCUUGUUAUUCAAGACAAAUAUGGUCAUUUUACUCUGCAACUGAUUCUAAAUCUAAAGAAUUUCAAAUACAGAAUGAGCAGAAUAAUUGUUUUUUAGAUGCCCUUGGUCGUGGUGAAGGCUCUCAGAUCGCUUUUUGGUCUUCUCCAACAGAUAAAAAUUAUUCAAGACAAUUAUGGAAAUUUACCCCAGCUCUUGAUUACAAGUUGAAUGCUGUAGUUGACAACUUUGAGUAUAAACUUCCUUCAGGCAUAGAAACACAGAAAAUAGAGAAAACUAUUCAUGAGGAUAUCCUGAAUAAUCUAUCUUCAUCUUCAAAACUUAUAACAACCUUUGAUUUCCAAGAAGGAUUAAUUAAUAUAUUUAAAUUUAGUUUUAAUGAAUCUCUCAAUUUUAUUUCAGAAACAAAAUUAAUUACUGUUAUUCCCUUUAAAGGUAUUGAAAAAGAGUUUAAUUUUAAAUAUAGUUUCGAAGCUAAUAAACCAAGUAAAAUUAUGGAAAAAGAAUUAUGUACAGCGACUAAAACAAUUGAAGUAUCACCAAAUCUUUGUGUGAAAGUUACAGAUUAUUGCGAUUUCAUGGUAAAUGUCGAAAUUCCUUUUGAAGCUACUGCCGAAAUAACGGCCAUAUGCGAUCGUUACAAAAAAGAUGGUACAAUAGUUAAAAAUUUCGAAGCUGAUGAAGAUGCCGUAAGAUUAUUUUUGAAAGAAAAUAAUUUUCAAGGCAAAAUAAUCAAUUCUGAAGGGAAUUCCAUUUUUGCUAAAGUAAAUGGCACAUUCCGUGGCUCAUACGUCCUAAAAACUUAUAGAAAAUUGGAAGACAUAGUUCCUACAGUUCCUACAGUUCCUAUGGUUCCCGAAAAUACUGUGUGCAGAGAUUAA